AUGUGCAACAUUAUUAGUCAAGCUAUUGGUGUGCCGCCGGAAGUAGUAGCAUCAAUCGUGGCAAUACAGGCGGCUGUUAUUGCAUACCUCCACACGAUUUUAAGUAAAGAAGAGGAAGAGGAGGAAUUUGAAAAUUUAUUUCUGUUAAUAGCUGGACAGAAGAUGAUAACUCACAUUCCGAAGACAGAAAACUAUUUUGAAUUAAUUAUUCCCAGAUUUUCACUGUCAGAUUUCAAAUCUCAUUUUAGAAUGAGCAGAACAACGUUCGAGGAAUUGAGUCUCAUGAUUGGACCAGAUUUAAUUACAGAACAAUCAAACGUUCCGGUGAUGAAGAAAUUGGCCAUCGCAAUUUGGAUUUUCGGCAAUCAGGAAGUUCAUCGAUCUGUAGCAGACAGAUUCGGUGUGUCCAAAUCUACUUCAUGGCAGUGCAUGAUUGACGUAGCCACAUUACUCUGUCGGCGUUCACGAACUUUUAUAAAAUGGCCUACAGGACAAGCUAUCGUUGAAAAUCAACUAGAAUUUCAAGAAAUUGCUCAGUUUCCUGGAGUGAUUGAAGCCAUUGAUGGUUGCCAGAUACAAAUUAGUGCACCUCAUGAAAACGCCGAUAGUUAUAUGAAUAGAAAGGGAUAUUACUCCAUUAACACACAGGCAAUCUGUGAUCACAGAAUGCGAUUCAUUGACGUUUACGCAGGUUGCUGCGGAAGCGUCAAUGACGCUAGAGUAUGGAGCUUAAGUGAUAUUAAACAAGAAAUUAUCCGAGAUAAUGCACGCUACUUUCCAGACGAAACCCAUAUUCUUGGAGACAAGAUAUAUCCCUUACUAUUCAAUUUGUUGACACCGUAUAAGGAUUGUGGUCGGUUGACAAGAAUUCAACGGAAUUUUAAUCUUGUGCAUGCCCGAACAAGGCAGACAAUUGAAAGGGUAUUUGCUCUCCUUUUGUCUCGUUUUCGACGUCUCAAAUAUUUGUAUUUACAAAAUAUUGAGUACGCUUCAAUGAUAAUUCUCGCCUGUUGCUGCCUCCACAAUAUUUGUCUAUCACUCAAUGAUUUAUUCGAUGAGGGGGUAGCUGUAGAUAAUAAUGCAGCAGCAGACGAUAUCAAUAAUGUUCCUGAGGCCGUUCACGAAAAUGUCGACAAUAACGAUCAAGAGCUAGAAAAUAUUGGAUUUGGUGGACAAAUGAAACGUGAAAUAAUUGCGAAUGUAUUAUAUCGUAGAGAGCAACAUAACUAG
This is a messenger RNA of Leptopilina boulardi, 1230 nucleotides long. Its product is annotated as putative nuclease HARBI1. NCBI's taxonomy places the organism in Eukaryota, Metazoa, Arthropoda, Insecta, Hymenoptera, Figitidae. Bases 1 to 1230 code for a protein of 409 amino acids. The record is from RefSeq and is a predicted model, not a curated record. The transcript is spliced from 4 exons.